AUGACCCCCGAACACCGUGAUGUCCCCGGCCAGGCACCGGACAAUGUGAGCACGGUGUCGCGCGCUCGAGACUUCUUCUCCGUUCCUGCGCCAAUCAAGCGCAUCUUCGACCGUUUUCCCCUCGUCACCUACCCCUCCAAUGAUCUCCCGCACAGCGCAUGGUCCGACAAACGUGGCAAUCGACUGUAUGUUUUCACCGAUGCCGCAGGUGCCAGACAUGGCAGACCGUCGUUCAACCCGCAGUGUCUCAAGUGGCAGGCAUACUUAAGAUUCGUUGGGAUCGACGUCGACGUGAUUCCUUCCAACAACCAUGCAUCUCCCUCUGGCGCCCUUCCUUUCCUAAUCCCCGCCCACCCCAUCAACAACAACGCCCCUAUUCCUUCCAGCAAGCUCCAAAAAUGGGCCAUCGAGCAAGUUCACUGCGAAGAGGAGCAGCAGUUGGAUCUGCGCUUCGAGGUAUAUGCGUCGUUGCUGGAUCACCGGAUACGAAAUGCUUGGCUAUAUACCCUAUACCUGGAUCCCGAGGAUUUCGAGGCCGUUGCUCGACCUUUAUACGUGGACCCAUCUAGUACGAAUUCCGCCGUGCGGACCGCUCUCGCGCUGCAGCUCCAGCAAGCUGCCCGGACAGAGAUCCUAAAAACGUCAUCUUAUAUCGAUGUGGGUGCCUUGGAGGCCGAAGCUAACGACGCAUUCGAGGCACUGUCCACGUUACUGGGCGAUAACCUGCACUUCUUUGACCGACCGAAUCCGGGUCUGUUCGAUGCUAGUGUUUUCGCAUACACACACCUGAUCUUGGAGGAGAAGCUAGGGUGGCGACGGAACCGGCUGGGACAAUUGCUGCGCCAACACGAGAACCUUGUACAACAUCGUGACAGACUCCUCAAGUUCUUCUAGACGGAUGGAUUUGUGAAAGCAUCCUCUAAUUUUACUGUACAAUAACAACUUAUAUGUGUCAAUGCUAC
This is a messenger RNA of Aspergillus costaricaensis CBS 115574, 962 nucleotides long. RefSeq names its product putative mitochondrial outer membrane protein (Sam35). Bases 1 to 894 code for a protein of 297 amino acids. The record is from RefSeq and is a predicted model, not a curated record. Gene Ontology annotation, biological process: mitochondrion organization. The transcript is spliced from 3 exons. NCBI's taxonomy places the organism in Eukaryota, Fungi, Ascomycota, Eurotiomycetes, Eurotiales, Aspergillaceae. Gene Ontology annotation, cellular component: SAM complex.